AAGGAUCCUAGACACUAAAGCUGCCUUUGGUACAUAAGAAUCCACAACAAACGAAUUCCAACUUUAAUGAAAUUCGCGUAACAUUUAUUUAGACAAAUAACUCAAAUAUGAAUCCACAAAUAGAACCUUUAGAUCUCUCAAUCAAGAACAAAUCCAAAAAAAUGGUAAAUGUAAUAGAUUUCAACUUCCUCGCCGGUCUGAACGAUCAUCUAGUGAAGCUGUACGAACGCACCAACCAAGUCGACAGUAAAGUGUGUGUGCCGCGGGCGAGUGUGAAGACUGUCCUGCCUUGCCAAGUCUGUUUGAAAACCUUCGACCGGCCUUCCUUGUUGAAGCGACACAUGAGAACCCAUACAGGUGAGAAGCCCCACAUCUGCAACGUGUGCAGCAAAGGCUUCAGCACUUCCAGCUCGCUCAACACGCACCGCAGGAUACACACAGGUGAAAAGCCGCACAAGUGUCCCGAAUGCGGGAAGUGCUUCACGGCCAGCUCCAACCUGUACUACCACCGCAUGACGCACACCAAGAACAAGCCCCACAAAUGCUCGUGGUGCCCACGUUCCUUCCCCACUCCGGGCGAACUUCGCGCGCACACCGCCGCGCACGCUCGACCACUCGACGGAUUACUCGCCCGACCGCUCGACGGUUUAAUCGCCCGACCGCUCGACGGACGGAUCGCUCGACCGCUCGACGGAAUGGUCGCGCACGGCCGAGAACUGUGGCCGAAUCCGCCCGUGUGUCCGAGGAUUAGGUUCAGACAACCGCGUCAUUAUGUUAGCUAUGAUUGA
Molecule: messenger RNA, 788 nt
Organism: Bicyclus anynana (squinting bush brown)
Lineage: Eukaryota; Metazoa; Arthropoda; Insecta; Lepidoptera; Nymphalidae
Product: zinc finger protein 426-like
Exons: 4
Coding region: 108-788 (226 amino acids)
Biological process (GO): regulation of transcription by RNA polymerase II
Cellular component (GO): nucleus
Molecular function (GO): RNA polymerase II cis-regulatory region sequence-specific DNA binding; DNA-binding transcription factor activity, RNA polymerase II-specific
Source: RefSeq, a predicted model, not a curated record